Messenger RNA from Clarias gariepinus (North African catfish), 943 nucleotides. Its product is annotated as protocadherin beta-15-like. The record is from RefSeq and is a predicted model, not a curated record. Gene Ontology annotation, cellular component: plasma membrane. Gene Ontology annotation, molecular function: calcium ion binding. Gene Ontology annotation, biological process: homophilic cell-cell adhesion. Bases 22 to 879 code for a protein of 285 amino acids. The transcript is spliced from 2 exons. Lineage: Eukaryota; Metazoa; Chordata; Actinopteri; Siluriformes; Clariidae.
AUUAGUGUGACAGAUAAAGACAUGAGUGUUAACGGGAAAGUUAUUUGUAGUAUCUCCAAUGAUGUACCAUUUGAAUUAAAACCAUCCGUUCAGGAGAACAUGUACUCUUUAGCUACUAAACAAACUUUAGAUCGGGAGCUUGUUUCACAUUAUGACAUCGUAAUAAAAGCGACUGAUUUAGGCCAGCCUCCACUUUCUACAUUCAAAACACUGACUGUUCAAAUUUCAGAUGUUAAUGAUAAUAUUCCAGAAUUUACCCAAAAUCCUCUUGAAUUGUACUUAAUGGAAAAUAACGUCCCCGGUACUUCCAUAUUCUCUGUCAGCGCGUUUGAUAAGGAUCUGAGUGAAAAUGCUGCGAUUUCUUAUCAAAUUAUGAGAAACACAGAACAAUUAGGAUCAAGUAUUAUACAGACUCGUACAAUAAAGAAUGAUAUGGCAAUGUUCUUGAAUGUCAAUCCAGAAACAGGCAUUAUUAGCUCGCUAAAGAGUUUUGAUUUUGAAACCACCAAGACGUUCCAGUUUCACGUGCUCGCUACAGAUUCUGGAUCACCGUCAUUAAGCAGCAACGUCACAGUUAAUGUGUACAUUCUGGAUCAGAACGACAACAUUCCAGUGAUUUUAUAUCCAGUCAGCGCUAACGGUUCUGCUGAAGGCGUAGAGGAGAUUCCGCGUAAUGUGAAUCCAGGACAUUUGGUGACUAAAGUGAGGGCCUAUGACGCGGAUAUAGGAUACAACGGCUGGUUAUUAUUUUCACUGCAGGAAGUUAGUGACCACAGUCUUUUUGGAUUGGACCGCUAUACAGGACAGAUCAGGACCCUUCGUCCGCUCACAGAAACUGAUGAGGCUGAACAGAAGUUGCAUCCAAUACAGGUCCGGUGACAAACGCUACAUGUUAGUUGGACCAAGAACGAGUAUCGGUUCAACAAUAUUUCCGGGUAGCAAU